AUGUCUAUGAGUAUAACACGCAGGAAAUGGUACGGUCCUAGAAACAUUCAGCCUAUCAUUGCUAUUCACGGUAGGCAAGAUAAUUGCGGCACUUUCGACAAAUUAGCUCCAAUUUUAGCAAAGCAGAGAUUUACCUUAUUCUGUAUCGAUUUACCCGGUCACGGUUUAUCGUCUCCGUAUCCCGAAGGCCUCAUUUACAACCACUGGUACGACGGCGUAUAUGUGAUAAGAAGAUUAGUAAAAUUUUACAAUUGGACAAACAUCAUAAUCUUAGGACACUCUUCUGGUGGAGGAAUAGCAUUUUUAUACGCCGCAAUUUAUCCCAACGACAUCGCCAAGUACAUCAGUAUUGAUAACUGUUGUCCUAGCAUUAAGAGUCCUUUAAAAAUCCUUCCGUUAGCAGCAAGUAACAUAGACACACUCUUCGAUCACGAAAAAGGCUAUGAAGAAGAUAUUUCGGGGACUUACCAAGAAAUAUUAACGUCGAUGAUGGAAACUUAUUCCGAAACGUUGGAUAAAGAAGGAUGUGAAAUUUUAUUAAGAAGAGGGAUAAAAUUUUGUCAUGGGAAAGAAUGUUAUUCGUUAACCAGGGAUCCUAGAUUGAAAAUUGACGCUUUAACUUGGUUUACGAUGGAUAAAAUAUUAGAUUUCGCGUCGAUGAUCAAGUGCGAAAUAUUGAAUAUCAGAGCCGAUAGAGGGAUGGAACUAGAUCCACCGGAAAAUUAUGAUAUUAUUUUGGACGCGAUAGAAGGUAGUCAAACGGAGCGAAUCGUUAGAGUCUUUGUGGAUGGGACGCAUUACGUGCAUUUAAUACACCCGGAAGUUAUCGCUUCUAUUAUUAUCAAUUUUUUAAAUUCUCAAUAAGUAGAUUUAGUAACAGAUUAUUGUGAAAAUUUUAUGUAGUUUAUCGAAUAUAAAAAAGAAAAUGGUUUACGUCACAAAUGUCAAAGCAAAACUGACAACUACCACCAUUUGCAAAAAUUAUAGCUGCUUCCGAUAUAGGGUGAUGACUUUUAGACCACCUUGUAUAAAUAGAUGAAAAUAUUUGAGUCAUAUAAUUCUAAAUACGGAACACUUUUGAAUGUAUUCGUAUACUCAAUAGUAAAUUUGAUUAUUUAUGUUGAACU
Diorhabda carinulata is the source of this 1127-nucleotide messenger RNA. RefSeq names its product probable serine hydrolase. The coding region runs from base 1 to 864 and encodes 287 amino acids. The transcript has 2 exons. The record is from RefSeq and is a predicted model, not a curated record. Lineage: Eukaryota; Metazoa; Arthropoda; Insecta; Coleoptera; Chrysomelidae.